Haemonchus placei is the source of this 435-nucleotide messenger RNA. The record is from the annotation of a GenBank genome assembly. Lineage: Eukaryota; Metazoa; Nematoda; Chromadorea; Rhabditida; Trichostrongylidae.
CUGUUUUGCAGCUACACCAUAGGUGAUCCGGAUGAAAGUCUACGUAUUACUUGUAUAUGUCUCGAUAAAAAUCGCUCAAGACUUAUUGUUGCAUAUAAUAAUCAAGUUAUCCGCGAAUAUGCCAUUUCUGAUGAAACACCUACCCUUGCUCGUACCUGGAAAACUAUGCAUACCGCUCCUAUACUAUGUAUGAAAUUCAACGAUGAAGGAUCAUUGCUAGCGACGGGUUCAGCGGACCACAACGUGAAGGUAUGGGACAUGGUCCAGCAACAUUGUACCCACACGUUGAAAGGUGUUGGCGUCGUCACAGCGCUGUCUUUUAUUCACAGUAGUCGUUUAAUGGUAGGAUAUCUGGAAGGACAAGUUUGUAUGUUCGAUUUGGUAAAAGGAGCUAUCCAGAAACUGUUGCGAGAAUGGAGAACGCACAGCAGGUAA